Xyrauchen texanus (razorback sucker) is the source of this 2582-nucleotide messenger RNA. Its product is annotated as BTB/POZ domain-containing protein KCTD7-like. Bases 1 to 588 code for a protein of 195 amino acids. The record is from RefSeq and is a predicted model, not a curated record. NCBI's taxonomy places the organism in Eukaryota, Metazoa, Chordata, Actinopteri, Cypriniformes, Catostomidae. The transcript has 2 exons.
AUGCUCUAUGUGAUUAUUUUUUCUGACUUCAGAGAUAUUCUGAAUUUCUUGCGAGAGGGGGAGCUGCCUCAGAGAGACAAUGUCCAUGCGGUGCACAGAGAAGCUCAGUACUAUGCUAUUGGGCCUCUUUUGGAAAGCCUAGAAGACACACAGCCACUUACUGGAGAGAAAGUGCGACAGGCUUUUCUUGAUCUCUUGCCCUAUUACAAAGAAAAUAUACAGCGUAUUGUGGAGAUUGCUAAACUCCGUGCCAUGCAGCGAAAGGCUCGUUUUGCGAAACUGAAGAUCUGCGUGUACAAGGAGGAGAUGCCCAUAACCCCUUAUGAAAGACCGCUCUUCAACUCAUUGAGAUUUGAGCGUUCGGAGAGCGAGGCCAAGCUGUUUGAGCACCAUUGUGAGGUUGAUGUGUCCUUCGGGCCCUGGGAGGCAGUGGCGGAUGUUUAUGACCUUCUUCACUGCAUAGUAAGCGAUCUGGCAGAGCGUGGUAUCAAUGCUGACCAGCAAUGCAUCGGUGUCUGUGAUAAACACCUCAUUAAUCACUACUACUGCAAAAGGCCCAUCUAUGAGUUUAAAAUCACCUGGUGGUGAAGGCUCCAGUGGUGCCAAAGAUGUAAAUGCUCAAUGUCUGAGCAAGUAAAUGAUAUUUGCUGCUGUCUAUACUGUAGUUAUGUCAAACCAGCAGGGUCCCGGUAUUCUACUCAAAAGUGUGGAAAUAAUGAACAAGACUGCAGUUUUUGAAUGUUACUUUGGCUCUUUUGUUUCUUCACGGACCUAUCACAGAACAGUUUGCAACCUGUAGUUGAACUUUUUUAGGGCAGCUUUAUUGAUCCCUUAGUUUUUGUAAGUACCGGUAAUUGUUUAGUUUUAGUUUUAGUUUAUUUAGAAUAAACCCUACUUGGAAUUGUUUUUUUUUCAGUUGUAGUUUAAAGGGGUUUCCUGGAAUAGUCUUCAGAGGAUGUUCACUUAUGUGAAACAGUGUUUUCUGUACUAAAUAUCUCUGCAAAGGAAGAUCCCAUGAAGUGCAGUGAAUGUAUUAAUGGCUUGAUCAAAUUAUCAAACAACUGGACUCAUGUGGCCAAUUCAGAGGUCUCUAAUUGCUUGUGCUGUAUUUCUCUUGAAGGAAACUUUUUUCUCUCUCCCCAACAGUAUUUUAAAGUGAUUUCACCCAAUUCAUUUUACUUGAAUUAAAUAUUUAGGGCUUGAACAAUAUUAUGUUGCCAAUAGAGAACGCUGCAGUCCAAUGCCAAUAGAUAAAUUGCUUUAUUUAGUGUACCAAGGACUCUUUUGGAAUUUAUAGCCACACAAAGCUUCACAUAAGGCCUUCUAAAAAUAACCGUACAUAUCUUUAAAUAUCACAGAGAGCUAUCUUUUCUACCAGACAAGCAUACAUCUUUGAUUUAUUUCAAAAGUAUAGAUAAAACUCGAAAUUAAAGAGAGCCCAAAAUAGAAAAAGUUCUAAAAAUAUUUACUUCUGUAGGGCAGUUUAUGCACUCGAUCUUAAAUAUUGUGUAUAUUACAAGAAGUAUAUUUAUAUCGAUACUAAAAAGACUGUUAGUAAUCUUAUUGCCGUUUAGAUUACCACUCACAUCUCACUUAAACUCUUCAUUUAAACACCACUUGGGACACUUUAUCAAAAGAAAUUCUGCUGCCAAUAGCAUUUGCCCAGCAUCUGCCAUAACCCUCUCCAUAACAGCUGCACGUGAUCUCUGUUAUUAGUGUGCUACAAUAAUUGUGAAGGACACACGAAGUUGCAUGAGCUCUCUAUGAGUGUUUUAGCAGCAGAAUAUUUAAAUACAAGUUAUAAUAAUGCAUCUGAUAAUCCUAAGUGGGAUUUAUUUUCAUGUUGCUGAAAUCUACACUGAUACUAGUUUGGUGAAUACUUUUGUUUGUAUAGCAUUAUUGUACUUCUCUAUUGUGCUGAUAAUAAACCAUAUAUUUUGCAAUUUAUUAAAAAAAAAAAUAUAUAUAUAUAUAUAUAUAUAAACUGGUGGCCAAAAGUGUACAGAUUUUGUGGUUUGGAAGGAAAUUGGUACUUUAAUUCACCAAAGUGCCAUUCAACUGAUCAAAAAGUAUAGUCAGGACAUUACUGAUGUAAAAAACAGCACCAUCACUAUUUGAAAAAUGUUAUUUUUGUUCAAAUCUGGACAGGUCCCGUUUUCAUCAGCCAUCACUCCAGCCUUGAGUAAUCAUGCUAAAUUGCUAAUUUAGUUCUAGAACAUCACUCGCCAUUGUAUCAAACACAGCUGAAAGCUAUUUGGUUCAUUAAAUGAAGCUUAACAUUGUCUUUGUGCUUGUUUUUGAGUUGCCACAGUAUGCAAUAGACUAGUGUUUCUCAACUGGUGGGUUGCAGGUCUGUUCGGGCUGGGUCACGGACAGCAUGGAAAGAACAUGCAUGAUUCUCCCAUUUAAAAAUUUUCGCCAGCUGCCCAAGUAAAAUUUCAGCACCCAUUUGAAUUCCAGUGAGAAAUUUUUAAAUUGAGUUUAAAUUGCUAUGGAGGAAGUCAAACCUCUAAAACAGGCAGCCCCGACAUUUUAAACAGCAAAGGGUGAAACAGAAAACAAUGUGCUAUGUGCCAAAAUAA